AUGCCCGAGACACCUCCCUCAUCCGGAAACGCCACCCGUGUCACCCGCUCUACCACGACCAGCACAGUCAAGAAAACCAUCACCGUCGACCUCUCUCUCGAAACGCUGGACCAAGCUACAAGCCGCGUGAUCAACACCGACCCCAACUUUAUCGACAAUCAGACUGUUUCGAAGAAGAAGAGCGAUAGAUCGAAGUGGGGUACUAUCACUUAUCACGCUAAUAAGGCUUGA
Cryptococcus wingfieldii CBS 7118 is the source of this 231-nucleotide messenger RNA. RefSeq lists its product as hypothetical. The record is from RefSeq and is a predicted model, not a curated record. The transcript has a single exon. The coding region runs from base 1 to 231 and encodes 76 amino acids. Lineage: Eukaryota; Fungi; Basidiomycota; Tremellomycetes; Tremellales; Cryptococcaceae.